Messenger RNA from Cuculus canorus (common cuckoo), 1514 nucleotides. RefSeq names its product homeobox protein otx5-like. The transcript is spliced from 5 exons. The record is from RefSeq and is a predicted model, not a curated record. Gene Ontology annotation, cellular component: nucleus. NCBI's taxonomy places the organism in Eukaryota, Metazoa, Chordata, Aves, Cuculiformes, Cuculidae. Gene Ontology annotation, biological process: regulation of transcription by RNA polymerase II; multicellular organism development. Gene Ontology annotation, molecular function: DNA-binding transcription factor activity, RNA polymerase II-specific; RNA polymerase II cis-regulatory region sequence-specific DNA binding. Bases 421 to 1299 code for a protein of 292 amino acids.
UAUAUAUUUUAUAUUAAUAUUGGUAUAUAUUCCCUAAAUAGAGAUAUAUUUUACGAAGUAGGAGUACGUUUCUGAUAAAAAUGGGUAUAUUUUAUACUAAUAUUGGUAUAUAUUCCCUAAAUAGAGGUAUUUUUAUGUAGAUGUGGAUCUAUUUUCGAGGAGUGGGGGUAGAUUUGACCUAAGCGCCGUUCUCUUGUCCUGAUUCCAGGGGAUGAGCGUUAAUUGCCGGCAGCGCUGGAUUAGAGCCCCGGGGGGGCCGUGUCCCCGUGUCCCCCCCCUCGGGAUUAGUGACAUCACGGCGGAGCCUUCUUAAACCUCCCCCCGCCGCGAGGACGCCUUCCCCGCCGCCAGCGCCGCCGCAGUGGGCACCGCAGCCGUCGCCGCCGUCGCCGCCGCAGCGCCGGGGGUCGUGCCCGGAGCAUGAUGGCGUACAUCAAACAGCCCCACUACGGCGUCAACGGGCUCAGCCUGGCGGCGCCCGGCAUGGACCUCCUGCACCCCGCCGUCGGCUACCCCGCGACGCCGCGGAAGCAGCGCCGGGAGCGCACGACGUUCACGCGGGCGCAGUUGGACAUCCUGGAGGCGCUGUUCGCCAAAACGCGCUACCCCGACAUCUUCAUGCGCGAGGAGGUGGCCCUCAAGAUCAACCUCCCCGAGUCCCGCGUCCAGGUGUGGUUCAAGAACCGCCGCGCCAAGUGCCGGCAGCAGCAGCAGCAGAGCAGCGGCCAGGCCAAGGCUCGCCCCGCCAAGAAGAAGAGCUCGCCGGCACGCGACGCCGCCGCCGAACCGGGGGUCCCCGGCCCUUACAGCCCCCCGCCCUCCGCGCCCGCCGGCACCCCCAGCUCCGCCGCCGCCGCCGCCGCCACCGUCUCCAUCUGGAGCCCGGCUUCCAUCUCGCCCGUCGCAGACCCGUUGGCGUCUUCGGCUACGCCGGGAUUACCGCGUUCGGCGCCUUUUCCCGGCACCUACAGCCAAGGCGGCGGUUACGGGCAGGGCUACGCCGGCUCGGCCGCCUAUUUCGGCGGCCUGGACUGCGGCUCGUACCUGUCGCCCAUGCACGCGCCGCUCGGCGCGCCCGGCGCGGCGCUCAGCCCUUUGGCCGCCCCGGCCAUGGGCGCCCACUUGGCCCCUUCGCCCGCCGGUUUGGCCGCGCAAGGGUACGGCACCGCCGGAUUGGGCUUCGGCCCCGUCGACUGCCUGGACUACAAGGAUCAGGCGACCGCCUGGAAGCUCAACUUCAACGGCGCCGACUGCCUGGAUUACAAGGAUCAGAGCUCCUGGAAAUUCCAGGUGUUGUGAGGGCGCAGCCGCUGCGGCUCCUCGGAGAAGGGCUGCGGCGCGGGGCGGCUGCGCGGCAACCACCGGCCCUGCGCGGAGCCUCCUCGGGGAAUGGAGCGUCCCGGCGUGGAGCAGCUUGGAAGCGUGCUGCAUCCCAAGGGCCUGGAGCAUCCCGGCAUGGAGCAUCUCCAAAUGGAGCAUCUCCACAUGGAGCAUCUCCGCAUGGAGCAUCUUGG